Messenger RNA from Castor canadensis (American beaver), 3657 nucleotides. Lineage: Eukaryota; Metazoa; Chordata; Mammalia; Rodentia; Castoridae. The record is from RefSeq and is a predicted model, not a curated record.
UUGGACUCCGGGAGGGGGCUCAGGGCGGGCCGUGGGCACUGCGGCCGCCACGCUGGACUCCGCCGCCCCGCGGGCAGAGGGGCGGUCGCGCUCUCCCGCGAGUGGGCUUUCGGACUCUGCGGCUCCCUGCGCGCGGCAGCUCGGCGACCUUCCCCGGCCGGCAGUGCGCGGCCCAAGCCGACCCCGGGCGUCGGUGGGUCUUAGGGCCUUGCAGCCUCCGACCCCUGCCCGUCUACAGCCCCAUCCGUGCGCCAGGCGUCGGGGAGCCGACGGCCCAGGGAACCCUGUUUUACCUCGGAACCCUCUUUUCCUUCGGUACUUGAGGGGAUUCGCGGUACCGACCGACGGGGAAUCCAUAUGACCUGAAAAAUGUCUGAAAAUUCCAGUGACAGUGAUUCAUCUUGUGGUUGGACUGUCAUCAAUCAUGAGGGAUCUGAUGUAGAGAUGGUGAAUUCUGUCACAGCCAGUGACAGCCGUGAGCUCACCCCAGAAUACUCAUCUUUAGGGCAAGAGGAAUUACACGUACUGCAGAUAGAGCAGGGAGAAAGCAGCCAAGAUGGCAUAUUAUCAGUUGAAGAAACUCCUUAUCCAGCUUUGGAAGAAACCAAGUCAGCAAUUGAGGCAAAGGAAGCAAAAUCACCUGAAGACAAUGUCUAUUUUGGAACUGCUAGUGAUGAUUCUGAUAUUGUUACCCUUGAGCCACCUAAGUUAGAAGAAAUUGGAAGUCAAGAAGUUGUUCUUGUUAAAGAAGCACACAGCUCAGAUGGCUUUAAUAUGGGCUCUUCCUCCAGCAGCCAGUACACAUUCUGUCAGCCAGAAACUGAAAGGUGGUGGGAGAAGCUGUGGAAGAUUCCUGAAUGCAUAAGGGGCUGGGAUGACCAGCUGAAACACCAUGUUCCUAGCCAACUGGCUUUCCAAGUUUUUCCAUCCCAGCCUAAGGAUGAUGAAUCAAGUAGUGAUGAAACUUGUAAUCAGCCCAGUCCUGCCUAUAGACGACGCCGUGGUAGGAAGAAGACAGUUUCUACUUCGGAAUCCGAGGAACGGGUACUUGCUGAACAAGAAAACGAACCUUCUAAGGAGUUGAGUAAACGCCAGUUCAGUAGUGGUCUCAAUAAGUGUGUUAUACUUGCUUUGGUGAUUGCUAUCAGCAUGGGAUUUGGACAUUUCUAUGGUAAACAUGAAGGCACAAUUCAGAUUCAGAAGCGUCAACAGUUAGUCAAAAAGAUACAUGAAGAUGAAUUGAAUGAUAUGAAGGAUUAUCUUUCUCUGUGUCAACAGGAACAAGAAUCCUUUAUAGAUUCUAAGUCAUUGAAAGAAAACCUUGCAAGCUGUCGGGCCCUUACUGAAACAGAAAAGAUUUCUUUUGAAACUCAGAAAAACAAUCUUGCUACAGAAAAUCACUAUCUAAGACAAACUCUGGAGGUGGAAGAGAAAGCUGUAUCUACAUUACAGGAGGAGCUAAGGAAGCUAAGGGAACAGAUAAGAAUACUGGAAGAUGACAGGACAAGUACUGAGCUCAUCACGGAAAAUCAGAAACUUAAGCAACAUUUGGAAGAGGAAAAACAGAAGACACACAACUUCCUUAAUCAAAGGGACACUCUGUUGGCAGAAGCAAGGAUGCUAAAGAUGGAACUAGAGAGAGAACGAGUAAUAGCAGUGGCUUUAAAGACUGAACUUCAGCGGUUAAGCACUAGUCAGUCACAGGACGACUCAGAUUCUCCCAAUGUAGUGGCUGAGAAAAGGGAAAUAGUGGUCUUACGGGAAAGACUCACUGAGAUGGAGCAGAGGUUGAACUUUGAACAGCAGCGCUCUGAUUUGUGGGAAAGACUAUAUGUUGAGGCAAAAGAACAAAAUGGGAAGCAAGAAACUGAUGGGAAAAAGAAAGGGAGCAGAGGAAGCCACAAGGCAAAGAAUAAGUCAAAGGAAACAUUUUUGGGAACGGUUAAGGAAACAUUUGAUGCCAUGAAGAAUUCUACUAAGGAGUUUGUGAGGCAUCACAAAGAAAAAAUUAAGCAGGCUAAGGAAGCUGUGAAGGAAAAUCUGAAAAAGUUCUCAGAUUCAGUUAAAUCCACUUUCCGACAUUUCAAAGAUACCACCAAGAAUAUCUUUGAUGAAAAGGGCAAUAAAAGAUUUGGUCCUGCAAAAGAAGCAGCAGCUGAGAAACCAAAAACAGUUUUUAGUGACUAUUUGCACCCACAAUAUAAGGUGCCUACCCAAAAUCAGGACCGCAGAGGCCCAAAUAUGCAAAAAGACGGAAGGAAGGAAAAGCCAAUUCACUUUGAAGAACAUAGAAAAAAUAUAAAUUCACAGAAGUGUAGUGUUGAGCAUGGCCAUAGGGAAAACCAUCAUUCUUUCAGAAAAGGUUAUUCGCUUGCAUUUGAAUGUGCUCAACAAAAAGCCAUUAACCUUCUUAAUGUAGCCAAUCCCAUAAGGAUAGAUGAAUUCAGACGAAUAAUUGAAAGGUACUUAUUAAAAGAACUGAGUGCUUUUCAUCAUUGGAAAGAACUUGACCAAUUCAUCAAUAAGUUUUUCCUAAAUGGUGUCUUUAGACAUGAUCAGAAGCUCUUCACAGACUUUGUUAAUGAUGUGAAAGAUUAUCUUACCGACAUGAAGGAGUAUCAAGUAGAUAAUGAUGGAGUGUUUGAGAAGUUGGAUGGAUAUAUAUAUAGACACAUUGAUCUCACUUUUUCCCCUUCAAAUGGACCCAGUCGACCUGAUAAAAAGCAACGUAUGGUAAAUAUUGAAAACUCCAGGCAUCGAAAACAAGAGCAGAAGCACCUUCAGCCACAGCCUUACAAAAGGGAAGGUAAAUGGCAUAAAUAUGGUCGCAUUAAUGGAAGACACAUGGCAAAUGUUGAGAUAGAAUUGGGGCAAUUACCUUUUGAUCCAAAAUACUGAUUUAUGCUUAAGUUAAAUUAGAAAAUUGAGACAGAUGGAUGCUUUCUACAAUGUUUGGUGUUGAAACUUAAGAUGAAAUUAUCAAAAGGAUCAGUUUGCUGGCUUUACACUACUCAGAAGCAUCAGUCAAAAGCUUACUAACCUGCAUUUUCUUGUAACUUACUUUGUUGAAUUUGGGGGGAGAGGAGUGGAAAAAACAGUUUUAUUAAGGAAGCCAGGCAUGUGACAGAUUUUGUGCAUGAAAUGAAAACUUCUUUGUGUAUGAGCUUAAAACAAGCCCAAAUGAUACAAGAUAAUGUGUAAUUAGCAGUGUUAGAUUUGCAGUAGAUCUUGAAAAAAGUAUGUUGUGAUGGAAUUUCAUCUUUAACGUUUUAAUCUUACACUUUUUAUCUUUUUGUGGGUUCAAGAGCCCGUUGACUUGUGAAGAAUUUGCUGCCUUCUUAAGAGCUUGCAGAUUUGUUCUCUUGUGAAAUUUCUUUCAAUCUGAAUAUUAUGGAAGAAACAAUAAAACUACACCAUGAGGAAAACGAAAGGUCUUUAUUUAAAAUCUGGCAUUGUAUUACUAUGUGGUGUUUUACUUUGUGGUAUUUUACACAAUUCCUCAGUAGUGGUAUUUGGUAAAGCAGUCCAUAACUAUUGCAAAUUCCAUGAAUCACACUUGGUGUUGACUAAAGUGUUUCAGCACUGUCUGAAUGUUUUCACCUGGUAAUACCAGUUUCUCUGCAGAAGUUCUAAACACAGUUCAGAAUCUCACCUUCU